Pararge aegeria (speckled wood butterfly) is the source of this 642-nucleotide messenger RNA. It is a transcript of the gene CPR126, whose product is annotated as cuticle protein 19-like. The record is from RefSeq and is a predicted model, not a curated record. Lineage: Eukaryota; Metazoa; Arthropoda; Insecta; Lepidoptera; Nymphalidae. The transcript has 4 exons. Bases 99 to 503 code for a protein of 134 amino acids. Gene Ontology annotation, cellular component: extracellular matrix.
CGCAAAGGUGGUGCAACCGGUGCUGUUAUAAAUACUGUGGUACGGCUGAAGAAGCACGUUAGUACCCUUGGUAAAGUUGAAGUGAAUAAGUGAUAACAAUGCGUGGACUUCAAAUUUGCUGUAUGGUGAUCAUGUUCGUUGCGGUGAAAGCGGGUUACAUCAGUUACCCGAUUUAUGGAGGACACUCCGGUUACUCACACUCGGGUUACGAGUACAAAAGUUACGGUGGUCCUAGUGAACAUUAUGCGUACCCCAAGUAUUCUUACGACUACUCGGUGAAUGAUCCCCAUACUGGUGAUUUCAAAACAAAAUGGGAGACACGCGAUGGGGAUGUUGUUAAAGGUGCUUACUCCGUGGCGGACCCUGACGGCACUACGCGCAUAGUAGAGUACACUGCUGACAAACACAAUGGUUUCAAUGCGGUUGUGAAGCGUGUAGGCCACUCAUACCAUCCGCAAGUGUAUAAAAAUAAUUACCAUCAAGGUUUCUACAGAUACCAUUAGAUGGCGCGGCACAUAAAAGUUCCAUCGCCAACAUACAGAUGGCAGUAAAAUGCAAUUAUGCUGUGAUAUUGCGCGAGAAUGUAAAAAACUAUUAUUAAAUCCCACUUUUUAAGUAUUCAGUAAUAGUUUUUUACAACGU